Contarinia nasturtii (swede midge) is the source of this 976-nucleotide messenger RNA. RefSeq lists its product as uncharacterized. The coding region runs from base 52 to 894 and encodes 280 amino acids. The record is from RefSeq and is a predicted model, not a curated record. The transcript is spliced from 2 exons. NCBI's taxonomy places the organism in Eukaryota, Metazoa, Arthropoda, Insecta, Diptera, Cecidomyiidae.
AGCUGCUAUACAAUUACGUAUAAAUCAUUCUAAGAGUCAAAGUAGAGAAAAAUGAAGUCGGUCCCAUUCUCGAUAUUCUUGUCGCUUUUCCUCAUACUGCAGGUGGUCAAUAGCGAAAAGCUAGUUUCUCUGCUAAAAAAAUUUAAUGAACGCACAAAGACUCCGAAAUCAAAAUUCAACUUUCUGCUAAAAAUUACCAAUGAUAUCGAUGUAACUAAGAAAAAUUUGGAAAAAAUACCAACGACAUUUUUUUUGGGGUUAAGUGUGAGCGAAUACAUCUUGAAUAAAGUACCGGAAAACUUACAAAUUGGAGAAAUAGACGCACGCACUGUUUUGCGCGGAAAAUUUAAGGCAGUUAAUGAAGCACAGACAACCACAAUUAAAAAAUUGCUUGUCCAAAUUUGUGCAAGAAUUGCAUUUAAAUCACAAGGUAUACUAGGCCAAAAUAUUGAGAAGUCAUACAAGAAUUGGCUUAAAAAUCCGCUUGAUCCAGAUCAUUUGAAACAAAUCGAUGACGACUAUUCCAAAAUGAAAUCGAAAUUCGAUGAAUGGCAGAACACAUUCAUCGAUGAGAUGCAAGCAGCGGAUGUACUAAGAGAUGAAAUUGGAGCUCAUUUCAACGCAGCAGUCUCCAUAUUCAAAACCUUAUUAAAAGAACCUCAUGAAGCGUCGAAAAUAUCUGAAAAUUACGUUGAUGGUGUUUUAGAUUCAAUACUUAAAAGACAAGCUGAAUUGGUUAAAAGGCUUGGAAUCGCGGCACAUGUUUUACAAAAUUACAACCUCGAAACGAUUAAAUGGACUGAAUUUCUCAUUGGAAUGCGCGCAACGCUUGAGUCAGAUCCAAAACCAGUUGUAGGGAAAAACUCUUUAUCAAGGAUCUUUUCUACGACUUGAAUUAUGAAAAUAAAAAUUAUAAUAUAGGUAUUAUACUAAUUUACAGAAUAUAAUCAAAAGAAAAAAUUUAUGAACACGGCAC